CAAUGGUCUCCGUCUAGGAAACAACAGCAGCAUCGGCCAAGAUAUGUCUUGGUCAGCGCUCAUGCUGAGACAAUGCUAAAUUUGUAUCCGAGAUUUCCAAUCCUGUGGUCAUAUCAAAGGUCCACUUGAAUCUCAUGUAUAGCUCUUGCUGUCUUGCAGUCUUGCAGUCACAACUACUACUCGGCCAACAACCUUUUACCCAUCGCCAGGCAAUUAACACACAAGGAGUUGUACCCGGCUAUAUAUCUUGUCUCCAGACACCAUGUCCCACUCCAAACUCUUCGCGCCCCUUGGCGUGGGGACCAUGAACCUCCAACACCGCAUCGCCAUGGCGCCCUUGACCCGGCUCCGCGCAGACGACAAUCGCGUCCAAGUACCAUUGGCAGUGGAAUACUAUACUCAGCGCGCCUGCGUCCCAGGUACACUUUUGAUCGCAGAAGCAAUGCUCAUCUCACCCGCUCACGCCGGCAUGCCCCGUGGUCCCGGUAUCUGGACCUCAGAGCAAAUCGCUGGCUGGAAGUCUAUCACCGACGCCGUUCACGCGAAAGGGUGUAGUAUGGUUUGCCAACUCGUUGCGCCAGGCCGUGCUGCGGAUGCUGAGGAGCUCAAGAAAGACGGUUUUGAACUACUCAGCAGCAGUGCUGUACCUAUGCCCGAGAGUGGCUUCACUGAGAAGACUGGUCCAAUAUCCGUCCCGAAGGAAAUGACCGACUCCGAAAUUCAAGACUGUAUCCGCGACUUCGCCCGCGCAGCCCAAAACGCAAUGACAGCAGGCUUCGACGGCAUCGAAAUCCACGGCGCAAAUGGAUACCUCAUCGACCAGUUCCUGCAGGACACAUGCAACCACCGCGGCGACUUCUGGGGCGGUUCCAUCGCCAAUCGCUGCAGAUUUGGACUCGAAGUUGCGAAAGCUUGUGCACAAGCCAUAGGAUCUGAACGCGUGGGCUUUCGUGUUAGCCCUUGGAGUCCAUUCCAGGGCAUGCGUAUGGCGGAUCCGGUGUCUACGUUCUCUCACCUGGUCGAAGAUUUGAAGGGACUGGAGUUGGGGUAUCUGCAUAUCAUUGAAAGCAGGGUGAAUAAUAACGUCGACUGCGAGGGUAUCGAGAGUGUUGACUUCCUGCUGGAGAUUUGGGGUAAAGAAAGACCGGUGUUGCUGGCGGGUGGGUAUACGUCAGAGAAUGUAUGGAGUGCGGCGGAUGGGAAGUACGGGGAUUUCAUCGUGGUUUUCGUGUUUGGAAGACAUUUCCUGGCGAACCCUGACUUGGUGCAUAGGAUUAAGCAUGGCCUGCUACUGAAUAAGUACGAUAGGGGUACUUUCUAUGUGAAGGGGAGGACGGAGGAGGAGGGAUACACGGAUUACUCUUUUGCUGAGGGGUUUGGAGAGGCUGUCAGGGUUUAGAUCUCCAUGUAGUAUCACGCUGGAAGCGAGCGGUGGAAAUUAUCGAUUUUCUGAAGUCAUACGUACGACUUAGGAAUCUAGGAAAGACAAAAAUCCCACAUUCGAACGCUGGGGUUCCCUCUUGACUAUUUGACUCAACUCAGCAUUGUCACGGCGAAUAA
Molecule: messenger RNA, 1560 nt
Organism: Macroventuria anomochaeta
Lineage: Eukaryota; Fungi; Ascomycota; Dothideomycetes; Pleosporales; Didymellaceae
Product: NADH:flavin oxidoreductase/NADH oxidase
Exons: 1
Coding region: 263-1399 (378 amino acids)
Molecular function (GO): NADPH dehydrogenase activity; FMN binding
Source: RefSeq, a predicted model, not a curated record